This is a messenger RNA of Nymphaea colorata (pocket water lily), 1812 nucleotides long. Its product is annotated as protein ANTAGONIST OF LIKE HETEROCHROMATIN PROTEIN 1. The transcript has a single exon. NCBI's taxonomy places the organism in Eukaryota, Viridiplantae, Streptophyta, Magnoliopsida, Nymphaeales, Nymphaeaceae. Bases 178 to 1533 code for a protein of 451 amino acids. The record is from RefSeq and is a predicted model, not a curated record.
GAGGGAGCAGCUAUGAAGCUCUCCAUCCAUCCAUGUAGAAUAAGAAGGGGUAACGAAUUGCUUUUAAUAAAAGUUUUGUUCCUUUUGGGUUCUAUUUUCAGUUAACGGGGGGCAGGUCUUGCGCUAAACCCUCCGGAAGGCCAAAACCCUUCCCCCGGCCACCGUCGCCCCACAACGAUGGCCAGGAAGAAGGCAGCGACGGAGGAGAAGCGGAACCGGAGGCCCAGGGAGAGGCCGAGGAAGCUGACGAGGCAGGGGAUUAACCUGAAGCAAGACGAGGCGGCGGCGCUGCUCUCCUCCGUCGCCAACUGCAUCGUCUCCGUCCACCGGUUCUUCUCCGAGAACGAUCUCUACCUGCUGCCCUCCCAGACGGCCUCUCUGCACUCCUCCCUCCGCUCCAGCGUCGUCCUCGUCGCCCACCUCCAUUCCCUCUUCUCCUUACCCGAUCGCCUCUCCGUCCCGCGCCUCCCCAGCCCCAACCCCAAGCGCACCUGCUGGUUCCAUCGCUUCUCCUUCUCUGCCUCCUCCUCCUGCGAUUCCCGCUGGUCGGAUUUCUUCCACAUGCCCAAGCCCGUCUUCGACCGCCUCCUCCUCACCAUCGACCCCGCUCUCAGCUCUCCUCUAGCUGUUGCCGGCGCCUCCGGCUCAUGCUCCAGGGAAGUCCCUUCUGAUUACAAGCUUGGCGCUGCGAUCUUCCGCCUCGCGCACGCGGCCCCCUUCCCCGUCAUCGGCAAGCUGUUCGGCUUUGACCAGGAGACUGCGUGCGCCUCGUUCUAUCAGGUAUGCAAGGCCCUGCACGCCCGCCUUGGGCAUAUCUUUGAGUUCUCGUCGUCCUUCCUGCCGGACGUGAUCCAUGGCUUCUCGUCGGCGAUCGGGCUUCCGAACUGUUGCGGCGCUCUAGGGUUCCGGAAGUUUGUGGCUGAGAGGGAUGCGUCCGAGGAGGGAUCCGACCUAGAGAAUGGGGUGACUAUGAUGGGGUUGGUCGAUUCGGAGGGGAGGUUUAUGGACGUUUCAGUGGGGUGGCCAAGCUCGAUGCCACCGUCGAAGAUUUUGCCCAACACCCAUUUGUAUUUAGAGGGGAAGGAAGCGAUCGGUGGUCCUUCUUUUGAGCUUGCUAAUGGCUUCCCCAUGCCAGUCUAUGUGUUGGGAGAUUCUUGUUGCCCGAACCUACCGUGGUUGAUGACGCCCUACUCUCAAUCGAAUCCAGGAGAUAAAGAUAAGCAGGCGGCAUACAAUUCGCUUCAUGAGCGAGGUAUGAAGGUGGUGGAAAUGGCGCUCGGGAGGGUACAGUCUUUGUGGAAACUCCUUGCUGUGAGGCCGAAAACUGGUACUUUGGGGUCCUUGCCGGUUAUCGUCACCUCGGCCUGCAUUUUGUAUAACUUUCUAAUGAAAUGUGGAGAGACCAUGCCUGGGGAGGUGGAUGAUUGCCUUGACAAGACGUUCCCCGAUUUUCAUGGCAGAAAUGAGGAUGCAGAGGGAGCUCGAGAUGCGCUUGCUUCGCAUAUUAUGGAAUUGAAGCAAGUUACACAGUGAUUGAUGACAUGAUGAAAUCAAGUGAUUCCUCGUUUUUCUCAGUGGCACUGUAUUUUUCUAACCAUGGUUAACUCUCUUACAUUCAGAGUAGGAGUGAAAUAUUUACAGUCUUGUAAAUAGGUGCACGAAAAUAAAAAUCAGGUCUUUUUGUUCUCUAGCUAUGUUAGUUUUGUUUGGGGACAAUUAGAAGCUGAAAUUGCAGGCUCAAAUUGUAUGAAAACAUCUUGCUCCUUUGCUCAUUUUCCACGGGAGCAAAUUGAAAAGUUUUAUGGGCCCUCA